This is a messenger RNA of Colletotrichum truncatum, 1251 nucleotides long. RefSeq lists its product as uncharacterized. The record is from RefSeq and is a predicted model, not a curated record. Lineage: Eukaryota; Fungi; Ascomycota; Sordariomycetes; Glomerellales; Glomerellaceae.
AUGCGGCAAGAGAUGGUGAUCGGGAACCGUGAUUUUUCGAUUUUCGGGAGUAAGAGUACCAAGAGUACCAAGAGCGCUAAGAGUGGUGACUCGGGGAACGGAGAUGAUGCGUCAGUAGGCACGCAUGAAAGCUCGUAUGAGCACCCUCUGGCUCGCAAGGGUUAUGACAUUGGCCCCGCUGCUCGGUUGGAGAUAGGAGAUGUCUUUGAGUUUCUAUGGGCGGACUCGCACGAGUUCGAAUGGGAAUGGAAGUGCCUUGGAUAUACUCGCUUCAUUGUCCUUCGACAUAGCGACACGUUUCCGCACUACGUUAUUUGCGUGCCAAUCUCCACCCCCACCAAGAACGACUUCCAGAAGCCCGGAAUCGAUUCAAGCCAGCAAGGCUACGUCUUUGACGAGAAUGACCGUACUCCGCCCUUUGACAAGCUUCCCUUUUCGCCGGUCGGUAUGCAGUUGCGUCCGGGCAAGUUCCGCGUCAAGGAGAACUCUCGGGCCAACUACGCCGAUGUCCUCGAGGUCGAUCACGACGCCCAGGUUAUGGUCGUAGGAGACGUCACCCGCUAUUUCGACCGUGUGCGGAGGAAUGUGAACAAGGCUGUGAUGCGCAACGUCCUGAAGAGGGCGCUGGAGCAGUACCGUCAGGGAAAGCUGGUCAGCAAGAAGGGAGCGAAACUUGAAGCGAGCGUUGUCAACGGUGGCCAAGACGAUGAGGAGCUCGAGGGCGAGAGCGAAGGCGAGCCGACGUCCGCCGGUCCGGAGGCGUUUCUUCACGCCGACCACCACCAGCACCACCACCAGCACCACCACGACGUCGCCGUCCAGGAGACAAAGAGGAUGGAACCUCUGGUCAGCGCCGCUGCCGCCGCCGAGCCGCCUCCGCCUCCGCCAGCCCCCCCGUUGCCCCCGAUGGGCUCGAUGGCACCUCCGCCCCCGCCUGCUCCCCCAAUGCCGCCGCAGUACAGCCACAGCACCAGCAUGCCGCCCCCGCAGACGUCGCCUUCGCGAAAUGCCGACGACGCCGCCUCCAUUCGGUCACAUGCUUCUCGAGAGAGAAGAAGUUCUCGGAGGGAAAGCGCACACGCACCACCCAGGGGUGAGGAUCUCCCGAGGAAGAUGUCGGAUCAUCACAUUGACGGAGCCUCGAGACCCUACCGGCAGCGCAUCGAUCUCCCACGGUCCCGCAGUCAUCGCCUGACGCCUGAGCACGAGACAGGAUCCAUGUAUGACAUUGCGACAGCCAGAGGGGAAUGA